AUGGCGACCGUCUCUGCAGCUGGCAUUCCUGCCAAUUCAACAGUAUAUGUCAAGAAUCUAGAUGAGAGAAUCAAGCUUGAGCAGUUGAAAGAGGCUUUGGAGGAGAUUUUUUCGGAAUAUGGCACCAUUCUAGAAAUCAUCGCAAAGAGGAAUCUCAAGGCAAAGGGCCAGGCCUUUGUCGUCUUUGACAACGUCGUCUCCGCUACCCGCGCUAUUGAGGAAAUCAAUGGCUUCGACAUCUUCGAUAAGCCUAUGGUCUUGGAUUACGCAAAGACAAGAAGUGAUGCGACGGUCCAGCGCGAAGGCGGCAGCGACGAGCUAGAGGCUCACAAGCGCAGGCGCAUGGCCGAGAAAGAGCGGAAACAAGCCCAAGAAGCGCUCGAAGCACAGAAGAAACUCAAGCGUCCCGCCGCCGCCGCCGAAUCCACACGCCCAGCCAAGACAACCAAGGGAGCUGGUCUCAAGCCGACCUCCGGUGCCACGACUGCAGUCGUUCCGGACGAGUACCUACCACCCAACAAGAUUCUGUUCUUGCGGGAGUUGCCCGACGAGGCGAGCGAGGAGGGCCUGUCUGCUGUCUUUGGUCGUUUCGAAGGAUUCCAGGAAGUCAGAAUGGUGCCCGGCCGAAAGGGAAUUGCUUUCGUCGAGUACGAGACCGAGGCAGGAGCAAUCAGCGCGAAGGAGGCUACGUCUGGCAUGCCCAUGGGCGAGCAGGGCAAGCCGAUUCGCGUCACUUACCAGCGUCAAUAG
This is a messenger RNA of Penicillium arizonense, 750 nucleotides long. Its product is annotated as U1A/U2B'/SNF family RNA-binding protein. Gene Ontology annotation, molecular function: U1 snRNA binding. The record is from RefSeq and is a predicted model, not a curated record. Gene Ontology annotation, cellular component: U1 snRNP. Gene Ontology annotation, biological process: mRNA splicing, via spliceosome. Lineage: Eukaryota; Fungi; Ascomycota; Eurotiomycetes; Eurotiales; Aspergillaceae. The transcript is spliced from 4 exons. The coding region runs from base 1 to 750 and encodes 249 amino acids.